This is a messenger RNA of Salvia hispanica, 840 nucleotides long. NCBI's taxonomy places the organism in Eukaryota, Viridiplantae, Streptophyta, Magnoliopsida, Lamiales, Lamiaceae. The record is from RefSeq and is a predicted model, not a curated record.
UAUUUUCUUUUUCCAAUUAAUUUAUUCAAAAUAUUUUGUAUAUCUAUUCAUCCCCAGAUUGAAAUUCCCAAAUCGAUCAAAAUUACAAAUUCCACUCCUACUUCAAUUUUGAAAUCAAAUCUCCCCGCAAUUCGACGACUUCAAAGUUCAAUUCAAUUUCUCCCAUUCCGCGUAAUUUAUUGGGUCGGAUUACUCGAUUUUGGUUCCAGGGUUUUAGGAAGAAUGUUCAACGGAAUGAUGGAUCCCGAAUUGAUCAGGAUGGCUCAGGAGCAGAUGAGCCGGAUGUCACCAGCUGAUUUGGCUCGGAUUCAGCAGCAGAUGAUGUCCAAUCCGGAUUUAAUGAGGAUGGCAACCGAAGGAAUGCAAAAUUUGAAUACACAAGAUUUCAAGCAUGCUGCUGAGAAGUUGAAAAACGCUCGUCCGGAGGACAUGGCCGAGAUUAGUGAGAAGAUGGCAAAUGCUUCACCUGAAGAGUUAGCUGCUAUGCGUGCUCGUAUGGAUGCACAGGUGUCUUAUGAAAUUAAUGGAGCCGAGAUGCUGAAAAAACAGGGAAAUGAACUUCACAGUCAGGGAAAGUACGCAUUGGCACUGGAGAAAUAUAUGCGUGCGAAGAAAAAUCUUAAAGAUAUUCCUACUUCAAAGGGGAGGAAUAUCCUUUUAGCAUGCUCUCUUAAUAUGAUGUCAUGUUACUUGAAAACCAAGCAGUAUGAAGAGUGUAUUGGGGAAGGUACAGAGGUUUUAGCUUAUGAUGCAAUGAACCCUAAAGCUCUCUACCGAAGGGGUCAAGCAUACAAGGAAUUGGGAAAACUAGGAGUGAGUAAUUGUUUUAAAUUUCUUUGA